AAAGUCAGAAAAUUUUCAUUUGUGAAUUUUGUUGUGAAUCAUAUUUAAAUUUUGUGUAAUCAAUUAUUUCAGUUCUAAGUAAUAUUAUAAAUAAAUGUGAUAAGGUGUAUUAACUAUUAUACCUUGUUUUUAUUUAUAUCACAAUAUAUAUUAAAAUGGAUGAAGAAUCAGGAGACUUUACUGAAGAUGAUUAUAACAUUCCAUCUAUUAAAUAUGAGUAUUUGGAUCAUACUGCUGACGUUCAGUUGCAUGCAUGGGGCAACAGUAUGAAGGAAGCAUUUGAGCAGUGUGGCAUGGCAAUGUUUGGCUACAUGACAGACCUGGCCUAUGUGGAAAUCAAAGAAGUCCAUACAAUAGAAGCUAAUGCUGAUGAUAUGAUGGGCUUGUUAUAUCACUUUCUUGAUGAAUUACUCUAUUUAUUCUCUGUUGAACCAUAUUUAAUAUGUAAAAAGGUUGUUAUCACAGAAUUCAAUACUGAAGAAUUCAAAAUAGUUUGUAAGUGUUAUGGUGAAGAAUUCCAAAUUGGGAAGCACCCUCAAGGGACAGAAGUGAAAGCAAUAACAUAUUCAGCUAUGCAAAUUGUUGAUGAACCAAAGGAUAAUAAGUAUGAAGUAUUUGUCAUUAUAGAUAUAUGAGCAAUUACAUUCUUUUAUAUUUUUUA
Molecule: messenger RNA, 661 nt
Organism: Galleria mellonella (greater wax moth)
Lineage: Eukaryota; Metazoa; Arthropoda; Insecta; Lepidoptera; Pyralidae
Gene: Archease
Product: protein archease-like
Exons: 3
Coding region: 156-635 (159 amino acids)
Biological process (GO): tRNA splicing, via endonucleolytic cleavage and ligation
Cellular component (GO): tRNA-splicing ligase complex
Source: RefSeq, a predicted model, not a curated record